CCUAUGCUGCUCACACAGAGCGCUUCCCUUCCGCUCACCAGGUACGUGGUGUGAUCCUCACCCUGGUGAUUUUCUGGGACAUCAGAUGGAUCUCCUGCAAUCGAACUCGGUUCUGACACCAUGCAGUGGGGACAGUAAUAGCACCUAGUUUGAAGGCUGUUGUGAGAAGGAAUCAGAUAACACACGUGAGCCCCGAGCAGGUGCUCCGAAGAUAAGACGAACACUUCCAUCAUCCAGUCACUGGUUGACCGGCUGCUAGGUCUGGAGCUUCGGCCCUGCUUUUUUUCCAGGAGAUUCUGGCCUUCCGAUGCCUUAGACACACACAACACACAGCUCAGCAGGGGCGUGUGGGCCAGCCAGGUGGCGCCGUGCAACACGGCUGACUAGAGGACAGUAAGCUGCAGGAGUUCCUGGCCCCGGUAGCUGUGCCAGCAGCUAGUUUGCUGUCUUUGAGUUAUCUGGAUUGUAAAAAGGGGGCUCCAAACAGUCACCCUCUUUGGAAGAGCCCUAAAGAGACCACUGGGCAGUCUAUGCAGCACUCUGGCGCUCUGCUCCUUGGACUCAGGACACUUGGAGCCUCGGCCUCACUAGCUUCCCAGCCAAGCAAACACUUUGGCCAGUCCUGAAAACAGGCUCCGCGGGGUAAAGAUUAUUUCUAGUUGGUUGGUUUCCCAGGGCAUUGUGCUUGGACAGCAACUUCAUUCCAAACCUGCCCAUUCCACAGAAACGCAUGUGAAACAUUGCCCCUGGCUGCUGCAGACAGAGCCGGCGGCACAUGCUGGUCCAGCCAUGCCCACUGUGGAUGACGUGCUGGAGCAGGUCGGAGAGUUUGGCUGGUUCCAGAAGCAAGCCUUUCUGACCCUGUGCCUCCUCUCAACCGCCUUUGCUCCUAUCUACGUGGGCAUCGUCUUCCUGGCCUUCACACCAGACCACCGCUGCCUGAACCCCGGCGUGGCUGAGCUGGGCCGGCGCUGUGGCUGGAGCCUGGCGGAGGAGCUGAACUACACAGUGCCGGGUGCGGGGCCGGUGGGCGAGGCCUUCCCCCGCCAGUGUCGCCGCUACGAGGUGGACUGGAACCAGAGUGCCCUCGGCUGUCAGGACCCACUGGCCGGCCUGGCCGCCAACAGGAGCCACCUGCCGCUGGGCCCCUGCACGCACGGCUGGGUGUACGAUGUGCCCGGCUCCUCCAUCGUGACUGAGUUUGGCCUGGUGUGUGAUGCCUCGUGGAAGGUGGACCUCUUCCAGUCCUGCGUGAAUGUGGGCUUCUUCCUGGGCUCUCUGAGUGUCGGCUACAUCGCAGACAGGUUUGGUCGCAAAUUAUGUCUCUUGACCACCUCCCUGGUCAGCAGCGUCGCAGGCGUGCUCAUGGCUGUGGUGCCAGACUACACGUCCCUGCUGCUCCUGCGCGUGCUGCAGGGCCUGGUCAGCAAGGGCAGCUGGACGGCUGGCUUCACCCUGAUCACAGAAUUCGUGGGCCCGGCCUACAGAAGGACGGUGGCGAUCCUCUACCAGGCGGCCUUUGCGGUGGGGCUCCUGCUGCUGCUGGGGCUGGCCUACGCCAUCCCUCACUGGCGGUGGCUCCAGCUGGCCCUGUCUCUGCCCACCUGCCUCUUCCUGCUCUACUACUGGUGUGUGCCCGAGUCCCCCCGAUGGCUGUUGCUGCAAAAGAGAAACGCCCAAGCAGUACGGGUAAUGGGUCACAUUGCCCGAAAGAAUGGGACCCUGUCUCCUCCUGAUCUAAAGAUGCUCUCUCUCGAAGAGGACGUCACCGAAAAGCUGAGCCCUUCCUUUGCAGACCUGUUCCGCACACCGCACCUGAGGAAGCACACCUUCAUCCUGAUGUACCUGUGGUUCACCAGCGCCGUGCUCUACCAGGGCCUCAUCAUGCAUGUGGGCGCCACCGGUGGAAACCUCUAUCUAGAUUUCUUUUACUCUGCUCUGGUUGAAUUCCCAGCAACCUUCAUCAUCCUCGCCACCAUCGACCGUGUGGGCCGCAUCUACCCAUUGGUCGCCGCAAAUCUGGUGGCAGGGGCAGCCUGCUUCACCAUGAUUUUUAUCUCGCAUGACUUACACUGGUUAAACCUCACAGUUGCCUGUCUUGGCCGAAUGGGAAUCACCAUCGUGUUCCAAAUGGUGUGCCUGGUGAAUGCUGAGCUGUAUCCUACCUUCAUCCGGAACCUCGGAGUGAUGGUGUGCUCCUCCCUGUGUGAUUUGGGUGGGAUCCUCACGCCCUUCUUGGUCUUCAGGCUGGUGGAGGUUUGGCAAGGCUUGCCACUCAUUCUGUUCGAUGUUCUUGACUUAAACAGUAGUGUGCCUCACGCGGUGGUGGGCCUCGUUGCCGGGGGAGUGACGCUGCUGCUUCCCGAGACCAAGGGGGUCGCCUUGCCCGAGACCAUCGAGGACGCGGAGAACAUCUGGAGAAAAGCGAAGCCCAAAGAAAACCAGAUUUACCUCCAGAUCCAAACUUCAAGCCCGCAGGCACCUGAGAGAGAUGCUUCCCUGGACUCCGAGCGGCAGAGAUGAAGAUGGAGUCAGCAUACGGAGGGAUGCUCAAUUUUCUGUCCUCUUCCUCACACUUGCCCGCUUCUGCAUCACUGUCAGUCCUGAAGAACACCCGCUCUGCUUUCUCCCCUCCCCUCCCCUCCCCUCCCCUCUCCUCCCCUCCCCUUCCCUCCUCUUCCUUCAAGUCUCCCAAAGCCCUGGUGACGUUUUAUCUACUUGCCCCUUUCUAGUGAGAGCUGUGUUUGGUUACCAGGUACUUUAUUAUCAAAAGUAUUUUGAAGAUCCAAUAAAACUUAAAUAUUGCUAUAAAAGA
Messenger RNA from Manis javanica (Malayan pangolin), 2815 nucleotides. RefSeq names its product solute carrier family 22 member 1 (gene SLC22A1). NCBI's taxonomy places the organism in Eukaryota, Metazoa, Chordata, Mammalia, Pholidota, Manidae. Gene Ontology annotation, cellular component: membrane. The record is from RefSeq and is a predicted model, not a curated record. Gene Ontology annotation, molecular function: transmembrane transporter activity. Gene Ontology annotation, biological process: transmembrane transport.